AUAUUUUGGGAAUAGACUCCUUUUCAUAAAUCUUUUUCCCAAAAACUGACAGUGACAGAAAGUCAAGGAUAGUGCUACAAUGGCGACGAUCACCAUGAAACCGAUCUCAAAAUGGUCCAAUCUUCCAUCAGACGUAUUAGCAUCGAUCGCCGAUCGUCUUGACCCAGAAAUUGGCAUAAUUCGACUUCGUUCUGUUUGCCGUUCAUGGCGUUCCUCAUUCCCCACCAUUCACUCCACCAUUAAUUUCCCUCUCAAGCUCCCUAUACCACUCACCUCUUCUCAUCCAUCCCCAAAUUUUCUCUUUCUUCAUCAACGAACUAUUUAUUUUCUUCCUCUUAAAAUCCCAAUCAAUGAAGGUUUCAUCAUUAAACUUGAGCAAAUACAAAACACCCACAAAACCUUUUCUCUUUGCAACCCACUUUCUGCUCAUCCUAAACCUUCUCAACCCAAUUCCCCUCUAAAUAUCCUUGAUCACAGACUUACCCAUGUUUGUAAUUCGUAUUUUAUUCAUUCAAAUGAUGAAUCUAUAAACAUUCCGAUUAGAAAAGUAGUCGUCGCGAAGAAUUUUUUCGAAAAAGGUGAUUUUGUUGUUUUGGGUUUGAAAUUUAGUGGGAAUUUGUUAAUAUGGAGAUUUGGGGAUGAAUGUUGGACUGAAAUUGCUGCUUCUGGGCGUUGUUUUGAUGAUAUUAUAAGUUUUAAAGGAAAGUUUUACGCGACUGCUGAUAGGAAAGGGAGACUUGUGAUGAUUGAUUCUAAUUUGAAACCUAUUGAUCUAGUUUCAAGACUAAUGUAUGGUAAUGGUAGUUCUACAAGUUUGGUUGAAUGUGAUGGCAAUUUGUAUUUAGUUGAUCGUGAUCUUGAAAAUGGAGGGUCAGGAUUUGGGGUCUUUAAGUUAGAUGAUAAGGGUAGGUUUUGGGAUUAUGAGCUGAAUUUGAACGAUUGUGUGUUCUUUCUGGGUGAUGAUGCAAAUUUUUCAUUGUCUAUGAAUCAUUAUAAUGGAUGUGUAAGAAAUGUAAUUUACUUCAAGGAUGAUGAAUUUGAUGGACUGACUCGAGUUUUCGAAAUGAAUACAAGUAAUACUAGUGUUUUGGAAGAUGCUGAGGAGUUUUGCAGACUAUACUGGCCUCCCCGGAGUUGGUUUGAUGACUUAUUUCGAUCUCGAUGAUUGGGGGAGUAUUAUACAAGAAAUCAAAUCAAUGUUGGAAAGACAAACAAAUGAGGAUUAUGUACGGCAUAUCAACAUUUUAAUUGGUAUGGUGAGGUAUAUGUGCUUAUGAGAUGUUGCAAUUCUUGGAUCCAAAUGAUGAGUUCAUGAAGAAAUCGCAUCCAAUGUGCUUAAUAGCUGUUCAUGUUCUAAAUGCUUCAGAGAAGAAGCAUUUGACAGCAAACUCAAACAAAAGAAGUAUUUAUUUUUGUGAUUUUCUUUCAAAAUCUUUUUGUCAUUUAUUUAACAGUUUUUAACAUAUUUUAUGUCUUUGUUUAAUAGUUUCACCUUGCUAGACUUCUCAAUCCCAAUUCAUAUGUUACCUCUAAUUUGACCAAAAAUAUAAGCUUAUUUCUUCAUGGAAAGAAUAAGCUACUGAUAUUGUCCGAUAUAUAGUAUGGCUUGAUUUACAAUAGGUAUUUAUAGUAGGUGUUUAUGAUUUUCAAAUUAAGUAUUUGUAGUAUUUAUAGUAGGUGUUAUAUUAAUUAUAGUAGGUGUCCAAGAUUCCUUUACUUAUUGACGAGAAAACAAUAUAUGCCUAGAAAAUAAGAGAAGAAAAACACAAGAGUAGAGCAAAGAAGUGUGUUGUGAAGAAAAGAAAGUAAUUUUUUAAUAAACAAUAUGAUGCACAAGUUCAUUUUGGUUAUCUAAUAUAUACCUUAGUUAUUUUUUCAUUGAUUAAACAUAUGGAAUCAUUUUUUUUAGUUUUAAAUAUUCAAACUAAUGAUAUUUUCAAUGUGUCUAUAUGAUGAUGGAUUUAGAUUUUUUUUUUUAGUUAUCAAUAAAGUAUGUGUUUAAUUAUAAAUAUAGGCAUUAAUGGAUUUUGUAAACAUCACACAUUGAAAGUUAUAAAUUUCAUUAAGACUUUAUAGCGAAUGUUUAUACUAUAUAAAGUAAAUGUUUAUGGUAUUUCAAAUUGAAUAGUUGUUUAUAGUAUUUAAAGUAGGUGUUUAGAGUACUUAUAUAAUACGUGUUUAUAGUUCUCAAAACACAUGUAAAUAUCUUGAAAGUAAGUGUUUAUAGUAUUUAAAGUAGGUGUUUAUAUCAUUCAAAGUCGGUAUUUAUAGUAUUCAAAGAGGUGUUAAUAGUACUUACAAUACGUGUUAUUAUAUUCAAAAUAUGUGUUUCUAGUAUUCAAAGUAAAUCUUUAUAUAAUUCGAAGUAAGUCUCUAUAGAAUUCAAAGUAUAUAUCUUAAGUAGAUAAAAUAAGUUGACUAUAACAAGGUAUAUUUUACAUGAUAGCUCCCCAUUUUGCUAAAAUGCUAGUGGUUGCAUAACAGUUUUCAAAAUUCACAAAUAGCAUCAAAACUGAAAUUUAUUCAUAUUAUAACAAAAAUGACAAAAAUACCAUUAUUUUUAUUCACACCAUAAUUUUCAAAACUUCACAAAGUAACAGAUUUUUUUUUAUCAUUUCUUGCUAUUGUAUGAACAAAUUUUAUUUUGAUGUUAUUUUGUGGAUUUUUAAAAUAUUUGUACUGCCACUGGCCUUACAACAAGGUUGGAAUCUACCACUAGAAAUAUCCCUUAUAACAAACAAUGUAUGAUAUUCGUAUCAUUAAUUGAUUUAUUUAAAGGAAAAACAAGAAAAAGGUAUCUAAAAUGAAAAAGUAUACAUUAUAUAGAGAAAAUUAUUUUAAACUACCUUUUCUAUACACUUGUUUGCAAAAAACUACCUUAUGUAAAUUUUUUUGCAAAAAACUACCUUAUGUAAUACAUUUCUUUGCAAAAGACUACCUUUUAACGAUUUCUUAGGGUUUGACCGUUGGUUUCAAUCCCUAAUUCAUGAGCUGCUCAUUUUCCCUUCGAAAAACCAAAUUCAUUGUUCUUCAUUGUUGCUUCUCCCUUCUUUCUUUCUCCUUGAUUUCGAAUCAGUAAAUCAGUAAAAGUACCCAAUUUUUUUGCAAUUAAUUUGGAAU
This is a messenger RNA of Amaranthus tricolor (Joseph's coat), 3120 nucleotides long. RefSeq names its product F-box protein SKIP23-like. The transcript has 2 exons. The coding region runs from base 80 to 1165 and encodes 361 amino acids. Gene Ontology annotation, molecular function: protein binding. Lineage: Eukaryota; Viridiplantae; Streptophyta; Magnoliopsida; Caryophyllales; Amaranthaceae. The record is from RefSeq and is a predicted model, not a curated record.